AUGGAAGUCAAUCAAGAAAAUCUUGAUCCUUUCUUACUUCCAUCUUUCACUCUCAUCUUCAUCUCCAUAUAUCUUCUUGGCUACACAACACUUUUCAGGAAUUGGGAUUCCAAACAAAGACCAGAAGCUUCAAGUUGUCUAAUCUCCUUAGCUCACGGCACACCGGCGGUCCUCUUAUCAAUCUACGCCACUUUCCUCCACCAACAACCACCGCACCACCACCACUUCGCCGCCAAAAACAUACCAUUCCAAACCCUAGUUCUUGAUUUCAGCAUCGCGUAUUUCUUCACAGACACUUCACAUUACUUCAUCUUCAUCCCCAAUGAUCAUUUAUUCAUUGCCCACCAUUUAGCCGUUCUCUAUGUGUUCAUAACCUGCCGGUUUGUGGUGGGUUCCGGCGGGUCCGCCGUCCUCCUCCUCCUUAUGUUGGCUGAGGUGACUAGCCCCUGUCAGAAUGCAUGGAGUCUUGCUAGGUUCCGGAAAGAUGAUGUGGCAUCGGCGGCGAGGUUUUAUGGUGGUUUAUCUCCUUAUUUUUAUGGGUUUUAUACGGUGGUUAGAGGGGUGGUAGGGCCGUUGGUGGUGCAUAAAAUGGUGGUGUUUUACUUGAACGGCGGUGGCUCCGGCAAGAUUCCGGUGUGGGCUUGGGUUUCUUGGAUGGUUGUGAUUGUGAAUGCAAUCUUGGUUAGUGUUUUGUGGGUGUCUAAUCUUUGGUUAAACUUGUUUAAAGAAAGAAGCAAGAUUAGGAAAUUAAGUUAG
Molecule: messenger RNA, 756 nt
Organism: Cynara cardunculus var. scolymus (artichoke)
Lineage: Eukaryota; Viridiplantae; Streptophyta; Magnoliopsida; Asterales; Asteraceae
Product: TLC domain-containing protein At5g14285-like
Exons: 1
Coding region: 1-756 (251 amino acids)
Cellular component (GO): membrane
Source: RefSeq, a predicted model, not a curated record